This is a messenger RNA of Alosa alosa (allis shad), 2037 nucleotides long. It is a transcript of the gene ptpn2b, whose product is annotated as protein tyrosine phosphatase non-receptor type 2b. Gene Ontology annotation, molecular function: protein tyrosine phosphatase activity. Bases 193 to 1338 code for a protein of 381 amino acids. The transcript has 11 exons. Gene Ontology annotation, biological process: protein dephosphorylation. NCBI's taxonomy places the organism in Eukaryota, Metazoa, Chordata, Actinopteri, Clupeiformes, Clupeidae. The record is from RefSeq and is a predicted model, not a curated record.
UUUACUAGUCCUCCUAAGCUAGCAAAGUAGUAGAUGUCUGUCAACUGCAGGCAGGGCGAGUACUAGUCCCAGGUAGCUAAAUUCACCAACAGUUCGAGGAUGUCUGGGUAUGACUAAUGACAGAAAACAGAGAAUUAUAUUAGCUGUUUAGCUGGAUUUUACUUCUUACAUAUUGGAAUAACCCAUAGUAAAAUGGACCACAAUUGUGCGGACAUAGAUUCUGAGGGCCGGUGGCAGAACCUAUAUCUUGAAAUACGCAACCAGUCCGACGAAUGUCCUUACAAAGUGGCAAAAUAUCCAGAAAACAGGAAUCGCAAUCGAUACAGAGAUGUCAGCCCAUUUGAUCACAGUCGAGUCAAACUAGAAAACACAGACAAUGAUUACAUUAAUGCCAGUUUAGUGAUGAUGGAGGAAGCCCAACGAAGUUACAUCUUAACUCAGGGUCCACUGCGGGACACGUGUGGCCACUUCUGGCUGAUGAUCUGGGAGCAGAAGACCAAAGCCAUCGUCAUGCUAAACCGUGUCAUUGAGAAGGGAUCGGAGAAAUGUGCUCAGUACUGGCCCACUCCGGAGAAGCACGACAUGACCUUUAGGGAUACACUCUUCAAGGUGACGCUUGUGUCCGAAGAUGUCAAGUCCUACUACACCACCAGAGUUUUGGAGUUGCAAAAUAUCACUACGGGGGAGAUGAGGCAGCUUUAUCACUUUCAUUACACCACCUGGCCAGACUUUGGUGUCCCAGAUUCUCCCGCUUCCUUCCUCAAUUUCCUGUUCAAGGUGCGCGAGUCAGGCUCUCUGGGGCCAGACCAUGGGCCUGCGGUGGUUCACUGUAGUGCGGGUAUUGGUCGAUCUGGAACCUUCUCCCUGGUAGACACCUGCUUGGUUCUUAUGGAGAGGCGGAAGGACUCCACAUCAGUGGACAUCAAGAAAAUUCUCCUGGACAUGAGACGGUACCGUAUGGGCCUGAUUCAGACGGCCGACCAGCUUCGCUUCUCCUACAUGGCUGUAAAGGAGGGAGCCAAAUGCAUCAUGGGAGACUCAUCAGUGCAGAAACGGUGGAAAGAGCUCUCCAGAGAGGACCAUGAGCCUACAUCUGACUCCCCACCUCCGGGACAAGCCUCUAACACCCCUUCAGACAAAACUGGACCUUGGGAAAUUACUGGUGCAAACUCUCCCAGCAAGGAGCAGGAAUCCGAUGGAGCCUUGGGAAAUGGGCGAAAGCGACACCGGGACGAGAGGCUGUCCAACUCCACGCAGAAGACGCCGCAGAAGCAGACAAAGCCCAGACUAGGAGAUUCAGAGAAGAAGAGGAAAAGGGCAAGAACCAGUGAUGCCUGACUCCAUGGCAACACCAGCAGGGAUCUGUAGUCCUUGUCUUCAUCUUCCUCCUCUCCAGCACCUCAAACUCCAUCCACAUGCCUCCCCACAAGAACUGUUUACAACAGAAAUGUGGACGUACCUUUGGAGCAGCAGCGUUGGGACAUGAACACACCAGCACGGUCAUCACAGUUGGAUUGCUUUGGGUUGUUUUUACAAUGUCAAUGUUGAGUUUUUUUGUUUUUUUUUCUCUUAACUUGCUUUUUUUGUUACAUUGGAGAGAAAAACAGCAAAACAACUGAACUAGGCCAAUGUAUUGACACCUCCUUAUGCUUUUGAUAUAUAAAUAUAUAUAUACAUAUGUACUUGUAUUUUUAGACGGCCUUUUCAAAGGCAAGAUGAAAUGUUCUAUUUUUUAUAAGAAAUUACUUGAAAUUUCCUAUCAUGUCCACGGUCUGUAAACUCAGCCCAUAUGAGACAUUACCCAGUCUUGCAUCAGGAAUGCUUUCAUUUGUGUACAUUGUGUUUUUACACUUUUAAAAGUACAAAGUAUUUUAAAUUGUACAAAAAUAAUGGGGAAACAUUGUUAUUUGCUUGAAAAACAAAUUGUGUCCAUGAUCAGUUGCCCUUUGAAUGAAAUUUGAAUGAAGUUUAACAUUUCAUUAUUUGAGACUAUAACCAACAAAUAAAACUGACAUCCUUUAGUUUCAAAACACAAAA